Messenger RNA from Saccostrea cuccullata (small rock oyster), 1972 nucleotides. Its product is annotated as WD repeat-containing protein 41-like. The coding region runs from base 18 to 1376 and encodes 452 amino acids. Gene Ontology annotation, cellular component: lysosomal membrane. The record is from RefSeq and is a predicted model, not a curated record. The transcript is spliced from 14 exons. Lineage: Eukaryota; Metazoa; Mollusca; Bivalvia; Ostreida; Ostreidae. Gene Ontology annotation, biological process: regulation of autophagy. Gene Ontology annotation, molecular function: protein binding.
CUCGAUUCCGAUGUCAAAUGUCAAUGUGGCAAAAAUUAUGGAAAAAGGGGCAACAAAAGGAAGAAGACACAGAGCAUGUAGAAGAGUUGAAUGGCGAGCAGACAUGUAAUCCUUUCACUGAGAUAUACUUUCUUCAGCAUCAUACCGACAUAGUGCGGCACCUACUAAUUAUUGAUGAGAGAAGGUGUGUCACUGCAGGGGAUGAUGGCAUUGUUGUUGUAUGGGACAUACAGUUAUGUAUGAAGUUGAUAGUUUUGGAGGCUCACAUAAGACCUGUGACAUGCUUGCUGUCUUUUCGUCUAAAAAAUAAGGAUUCCCAUUUGCUCAUUACUGGAUCAUCUGACAAACACAUUAAAGUGUGGGAUAUUGAACAAGGCAAAUGUGUUCAGGACGUCACAGAACAUGAAGCUUCUGUUAAGUGCCUGCUUCCCAUUCUUGAUGAUUUGUUUUUGUCUGCGGGGGAGAAGCUUCACCUCUGGACAGGGAGUGGUAUACUACUAGAUACAUGUGUUCUCGAUAAAGAGAAACAAGAAGCUGACAUUUCUCUGUUGAUUUCUACAAACCAGAAGAAUGAAAAAUUUGUGACUGCAUGUGACAAAAAACUAACUGUUUAUUCCAUCAAGGAUUCCCUUAAUUUGGAUGAGGUAAACUACAGGAUAUGUAUGCUGAAGAUACUGCCACCACACCUAGAGGCCAUACGUGCUUUGAUUCCUGUGUCAGAUAAAUUAUUUGCCAGUGGCUCAUUAGAUGGCACAAUAUUACUGUGGUCAUCAGAAACAUUUGCACCUCUUAAGAAAUUGAACACCAUGUCAGAAUACAAGGGGAAGGCCAAUGUUUAUCCAUACAGUGUGCAGUAUAUUGCUUGUGAAAACCAGAGGUACUUAUUGGUAGCUAUUGGUUGUGGUUUUGCAAUAUUUGACACACUCUCUAACAAGCUCCUGUGUAAGAAACUAAAGGCCCAUUACUCUAAAGUCACUCAGCUGACACUUCUCUGUAAUGGGUUGUUGCUUGCUACAUGUUCUGAGGAUGGAAGUAUCCGUUUAUGGGGUCAAAGGUCACAAAGUAGCACUGGAGAAGAGUUAAUGUUGAAAUCAUCAAUGGGACUUAGUCCAAUAGAGAGGUUCUUACAUGUAGACAUCAAUUUUGGUCAGCUUCACCAGCACAGGGGAUCUGACCCAGUUCCUGAACCGGUCUUGCUUGGGGAGUGUCUGGGACACUGUGGGUCUGUGAUGAAAAUAGAGGACUGUGGAUUUGAUGGAAUGAUUUCCUGUGGGGCAGAUAAUCUAGUCAUUUCUUGGAAGAAUACUGAAUUGCAGAAAAUGAAGAGAAACCAAUUCAUUCAGGACCAAGUGUUGAAUGCUAGUGGCAUUGUUUAAUUUCAGACACUAUUUGGAGACACAUGAAGUCAAAGAAUGAUUGACAUGCAAUUAUCUGUGAUUUAAUUUUUAUCUUUAUUCAGGGCCUUUAUUUUCAAUACCUAUUGUUGUUAAGUUUGCAAUUUGCUACAAUCACAAGCAUCAUUAUUACUAUUUAAUUAAAAUCAAAAAUUAGCAUUUUAUUCAUAUCCAUGACAAACAAUGCAUAAUCUGAACAAAGCAAAAAAUUUGUUCAAUGGUAAAUACAUGUAGUUUUGAACGAUUUUGGUAUGUGGAACUUAAGGUCAAGAUCUAGUGAAUGAAAGGUGCCUACAGAUUUAUCCAACUUGAGAAAUAAAUUCCUUUAUUGAUGCUUUACAACUUUAGCUUGGUCAAAUAAGGUGUUUCGGGGCAUAAUUUGUAGGUAAACAAGAUGAAAAACUGUAUUUUAAACUGUCAUUUUCAAUGAAAAUUUAAGAAAACCAGUCAUGAAUAUGGGAGUUUUUUUCGUAUUCGGCAAAGGAAAUGUAUCCAGAUUGCCUACAGUCUCACAGAAAACGGUAAUUAGUAUGUUCAUGGCCUCUUCUUUAAAUCAAUAUCAAAUUUAAUAUAGGUAU